This is a messenger RNA of Nematolebias whitei (Rio pearlfish), 1149 nucleotides long. RefSeq names its product dehydrogenase/reductase (SDR family) member 12 (gene dhrs12). The coding region runs from base 108 to 1064 and encodes 318 amino acids. The transcript is spliced from 10 exons. The record is from RefSeq and is a predicted model, not a curated record. NCBI's taxonomy places the organism in Eukaryota, Metazoa, Chordata, Actinopteri, Cyprinodontiformes, Rivulidae.
CACGUGACUCCUCGCCCGUUCUGGUCUUAAAACAUACACCAGCGAUUCCGCUCGUAAAUCCACCGUCCUGUUUCUGUUUGACCCACGGCAGCUGCACGUCAGAGAAAAUGUCCAUUUACAGGAACGCGGUUUGGUUCGUGAAGGGACUCCAGGAGUACACAAAAAGUGGCUAUGAAGCUGCAGCGAAGCGUUUUGCUCCUGCUGACCUAGAUGUAAACUUGAGUGGAAGGUCCUUCAUCAUUACGGGAGCCAACAGUGGGAUAGGGAAAUCUGCAGCCCAGGAGAUCGCCAUGAGAGGGGGAACUGUUCACAUGGUUUGUCGAAACCAGGGACGAGCAGAAGCCGCUCGAGUUGAGAUUGUGACGUGGAGUAAAAAUGAGAACGUUCACGUCCACAUCGUCGACAUGUCGAGUGCGAGACAAGUGUGGGAGUUUGCGCAGAGCUUCUCUCAGAACAACGUGGUGCACGUGCUGAUCAACAAUGCAGGCUGCAUGGUCAACCAGAGAGAGCUCACGGAGGAGGGCUUGGAGAAGAACUUCGCCACAAAUACGCUCGGUACGUACAUCCUAACGACGGCUCUGAUUCCUGCUCUGAAGAAGGCUGAAGACCCGAGAGUGAUCACCGUGUCGUCGGGCGGCAUGCUCACUCAGAAGCUCAACGUGGACGACCUGCAGUUUGAGAAGGGGACGUUUGACGGCACCACGGCGUACGCUCAGAAUAAAAGACAACAGGUGGUCCUCACAGAGAGAUGGGCCUCUCAGCACAAAGAGAUCCACUUCUCCUCCAUGCACCCCGGCUGGGCCGACACUCCAGCGGUGCAGUCGUCCAUGCCUUCGUUCCACGCUAAGAUGCAGUCCAGGCUGAGGACGGAGGCCAUGGGGGCCGACACCGUGGUGUGGCUCGCUGCGUCCGCCGCUGCCAUUAAACAUCCGAGCGGACUCUUCUUCCAGGAUCGCACACCGGUUGCGACCCACCUGCCCCUCGCCUUGUCCCGCUCCACGCCACAGGAGGAGGAGAAGCUGCUGGCGGCGCUGGAGGAGUUCGCCCUCAAGUUCAAACCUUAACAUCUGCAACACUUUGUGCUUUUUAAAGCCCAGCACUCCUGGGUAUGUCUACAUGCUCCAGCUUUUUGUUUCAUGAACUGAUGCC